AUGUUAGAGCUGUUUUCUUCUUUCUUUUUCCAGAAAUGUCCUUCCUGCCUGACUUGGGAAUCUUCACCAUGGGCAUGUGGUCUAUUGGUCUUGGAGCUCUUGGUGCAGCUGUGACAGGGAUCGUCAUUGCUAACACUGAUUUUUUUUUGUCCAAACCAGAAAAAGCUACGUUGGAGUUUUUAGAGGGGAUAGAGCUAAAAUCUUUGGGAUCAGAACAAAGGACAUUCAAAGCAGGUGAACUAUGGAGGAAAAAUGGUGCAGUGAUCAUGGCUGUGCGAAGACCUGGAUGUUUUUUGUGCAGAGAGGAGGCUUCUGAGCUCUCCUCUCUGAAACCUCAACUGUCAAAAUUGGGUGUCCCUCUCUAUGCUGUUGUGAAAGAGAAGAUAGGGACUGAAGUGGAGGAUUUUCAACCUUAUUUCAAAGGAGAAAUCUUUCUGGAUGAAAAGAAAGGCUUCUAUGGACCACGCAGACGAAAAAUGAUGAUAUCGGGUUUCUUCCGCUAUGGAGUCUGGCAAAAUUUCUUCCGUGCUUGGAAAAGCGGGUAUAGUGGUAACCUGGAAGGAGAAGGAUUCACCCUGGGAGGAGUAUAUGUGAUCGGUGCUGGAAGACAGGGUGUUUUACUGGAGCAUCGUGAAAAAGAAUUUGGAGACAAAGUCAACCUUACAUCUGUCCUUGAAGCUGCUGAGAAGAUAAAACCCCAAGGUUCAUAAGUGGAAAAAUGGCUGCACGUGUUUCUGACCACAGCUCGAAAUGUUGAAUGCAUCUAUUUCUUGAAUGUUGCAGUUAAUUGCUUUUUAACUAUUCAGUGAUCAGUGCAGAGGACAGAUUCUCUAUUCAAAUACAGAAAAUCAUGAAAGUCCUCCUGGAUCUUCUUUUGUUGCUUUGCAGCCUUUCAGGUGGUCAGGAUUUCAACUGCUUUUUUGUGCCUGGCUGUAUUAAUGAAAGGCUGGUUCUAAAAUCCGUCCUAGUGUAGAUGUUUCCAGUCAGUCAGUUGAAAACCUUCCUACCUAGGGGAGCACAUCUUUGCUAAGGCUGAAGUAAUGGGGUUGAAGGAUAAUAAAACUUUAUAUAAAUGAAA
This is a messenger RNA of Neopsephotus bourkii (Bourke's parrot), 1078 nucleotides long. RefSeq names its product peroxiredoxin like 2A (gene PRXL2A). The record is from RefSeq and is a predicted model, not a curated record. Bases 36 to 710 code for a protein of 224 amino acids. Lineage: Eukaryota; Metazoa; Chordata; Aves; Psittaciformes; Psittacidae. The transcript is spliced from 5 exons.